Messenger RNA from Trichoderma citrinoviride, 261 nucleotides. Its product is annotated as DASH complex, subunit Dad3. The record is from RefSeq and is a predicted model, not a curated record. Gene Ontology annotation, cellular component: mitotic spindle; DASH complex. Gene Ontology annotation, biological process: attachment of spindle microtubules to kinetochore. Lineage: Eukaryota; Fungi; Ascomycota; Sordariomycetes; Hypocreales; Hypocreaceae. The annotation marks the transcript as partial. The transcript has 2 exons.
AUGGACCAGCCACACACAACAGGCGGCCUCCUCUCGCCGCCAGAGCUCUCUCCCCUAGAGCAGGAAGUCUUGGAGGAGUAUGACCGGUUGGCGACAAACAUGAAGACUCUGGCAACUCUGCUAGACGACCUAGCAUCCAACCCGACAGUCGGAAUCCUAGAUGGCCUGCGGGAGCUGGAGCGCAAGACAAGUCUCGCGUUUACGCUGCUCAAGGCGAGUGUGUACAGCAUUGUGUUGCAGCAGGAGAUUGACUGGGGCGGU